AUGGCCGAACGCAGUGUCUCGCACAUCCUAAGCCAGCUCAAGCAUUCUCCGUCGAUGAGCUACCCCGAAGCAAGUGUCCUUCUUUCCAAAGCCAAACUCGCCCUUCUGAGCUUGAAUGCCCUCACUCCAAGCCGGUUGGCGUCGCCUCAACUUCUUGCCCUCGCUCGCGAGACCUUUGAACAAGGCGCUCUCUUCUCCAUCAGAGCACGCAAUCCGGAAGCCUUUACGCGCUAUGUACAACAACUUCAGCCCUUCUAUGAGCUUCCAUCAGCGACUCUCGCCCCGAACCUGCCCGAGCGAAACAAAGUGACUGGGCUGAGUCUCCUUCUCCUUUUAACACAAGGUCGUUAUGCGGAAUUUCACUCAGAGCUUGAAGGCCUGGCCAAUCGUGAUGGAGGAGGCAGUUCCGGAGACGUGGAAGGCGACCGGUACCUUGGGUACCCUAUUCGACUGGAGAGAUGGCUGAUGGAGGGCAGCUACGACAGGGUAUGGAAGGCAAUGAAGAGCAGUGAAGUUCCAUGCGACGAAUACGGUGUCUUCUCAGAAAUUUUGAAGAAUCAGAUCAGAUCUGAGAUUGCAAGCAGCAGUGAGCGAGCAUAUACAAGUCUACCGAUUAGCUCCACGAAAUCUCUACUUUUUCUCGAUUCCGAGGGUGAUGUCAUCCAAUUUGCCAAGUACAGAGGCUGGGUGGUCAGAGAUGGGCAUAUUUACUUCCCAGAUGCAGUAGACUCGAGUGAGGACAGCCCUCAGAGCAAGGACGUCAGCCAGGUCAUCAUAGAGAACACGCUGGGAUAUGCUCGGGAAUUGGAGACUAUUGUGUAA
Messenger RNA from Metarhizium album ARSEF 1941, 822 nucleotides. Its product is annotated as 26S proteasome non-ATPase regulatory subunit 8. The transcript is spliced from 2 exons. Gene Ontology annotation, biological process: proteasome-mediated ubiquitin-dependent protein catabolic process. The record is from RefSeq and is a predicted model, not a curated record. The coding region runs from base 1 to 822 and encodes 273 amino acids. Gene Ontology annotation, cellular component: cytosol; proteasome regulatory particle; nucleus. Lineage: Eukaryota; Fungi; Ascomycota; Sordariomycetes; Hypocreales; Clavicipitaceae.